Molecule: messenger RNA, 3791 nt
Organism: Megalopta genalis
Lineage: Eukaryota; Metazoa; Arthropoda; Insecta; Hymenoptera; Halictidae
Product: protein O-mannosyl-transferase Tmtc3
Biological process (GO): protein O-linked glycosylation via mannose
Cellular component (GO): endoplasmic reticulum
Molecular function (GO): mannosyltransferase activity; protein binding
Source: RefSeq, a predicted model, not a curated record
GUCGUCGUCGUAGUGUCGUAUUUGCGUUCUGCCUCGUUUCACGGUACGUGGCGUGCAUCGUCGUUCGGUCAUACGUGUAUAUAUACUAGUCUAUCUUUUGACAGUUCUUACUCUUACUGUACAGAUCUUAACAGAUCUUAACGCGCGCGUACAGUGAACAUUGAAUCUCGUUGAAUCAGUUGACAGUUGACAUCCGCUCUCGAGGUGAAGCGUUUGACCGGGAACAGAAGCUCGUUUUUCAUUGACAUGCUCCCGACAAAGUUCCGGAAGUUGUUCUAUGAAAAAGCGCGCUCGUAUUUAGACGCAUUAGACACAUAAAUUAAGUGUCCACGAUGAGCCAGAAACCCAACGAGUCUACAUCUACGUCUACGUGCCUAAAGAUGAAAUUCCUGCGUUUCUCCUGGACAUCGCGGGGUUAAAGUUUCUACACGACAAACAAAUACAGAUUUAGUUAGACAGAUAGAUAGAUUAGUUAGAUAGUGAACGAAGAGUAUCGCGGGGUGAGAUAUCGAACACUGGCGUGGAAAACGGAAGAGUGUUCGACAGAGUUUCUGAUUUGAAAAUCGCCAAAAAAAAAAGACGGCCGAUCGAUGUCUUAUUUGUGAUGGGAGUGCCUGCGCGGGGAGCACUCGCGGCGAUCGUCGCCAUAAGCGCUUUCGCCGUCUACCUUAACAGCUUGAAUUGCGGCUUUGUUUUCGAUGACAUUUCUGCGAUCAAGGAUAAUCGAGACUUAAGACCCCACACACCCCUGAAAAAUGUUUUUUACAAUGAUUUCUGGGGCACUCCUAUGCACAAGGAGCAGUCGCACAAAUCUUACAGGCCAUUGUGCGUUCUCACAUUUAGAUGGAAUUACUUGAUUCACCAAUUGGAUCCUAUGGGAUAUCAUUUACUUAAUGUUAUUCUACAUGUUGGAGUGUGCUUAUUAUAUUUUAGGACUUGUUUGAUGUUUCUAUCCGAUUCUGCAACUUUUGUGUCUUCUCUUCUAUUCGCGGUACAUCCUAUACACACAGAGGCAGUUACAGGAGUGGUGGGAAGAGCAGAAACAUUGUCUUCUUUAUUUUAUCUGGCAGCUUUAAUCACAUACACUAAAUGUUGCAAGAGUAAGAGAUCAACAGAAUGGAAGUCCUUGAUGUUAUCUAUGUUAUUUGUUUUUACUGCCAUGUUGUGCAAAGAACAAGGAAUCACAGCUACUGCUGUUUGUGUGUUGUAUGAGAUUUUUGUUGUACAAAAGAUCAGAGCAAUGGAUAUUUUCCUGACAUUAAAGGCAGCUUUUGGUGGGAAAAAAAUAGCCCUUGCUUGGUCCAGUGAAGGUACAAAACGUUUGACUGCCCUUACACUUGUUACAUUUAGUUUACUCAUACUUCGACUACAUGUAAUGGGCUCAAAGUUACCUGUAUUUACCAGAUUCGACAAUCCUGCAUCUGUAGCACCAACGCCAGUAAGGCAGCUUACGUACAAUUACCUCGCAGCAGUCAAUUUAAGGCUGUUAUUUCUUCCAAAUGAUUUAUGCUGUGAUUGGACUAUGGGAACGAUACCGUUGAUAGAAAGUUUUACAGACCUUCGCAAUCUUGCUACUAUAGCAAUUCAUACAACGGUGUUAGGUUUAUUAACAACGGCAAUUUUAACACCCAAUAGACAAACCUCCAUCAUUCUUAUAAUGAGUUUGGCUAUGAUGGUACUGCCAUUUUUACCUGCCUCGAAUCUCUUUUUCCCGGUUGGAUUCGUCAUCGCUGAAAGAGUAUUAUACGCACCAUCUAUGGGGUUCUGUAUGCUUGUCGGAUACGGAUGGAGUAUUUUGUGCGAUAAAAAACUUAGGAAACUCACACUAUUUUUAUUAAUAACACUUCUGGCGGCCCACUCAACGAAAACUUUUAUCAGAAAUUAUGAUUGGUUGGACGAAUACUCCAUAUUCAUGUCAGGAUUGAAAGUGAAUAAUCGUAAUGCCAAAUUGUUCAAUAACGUCGGACACGCAUUGGAAAGUCAAGGGCAAUUUAAAGAAGCACUGAAUUUUUUUAACAUGGCCGUGCAAGUGCAAGGUGACGACAUUGGUGCACACAUCAACGUAGGCAGAACUUAUAAUCAUCUUAAAAUGUUCAAAGAAGCCGAAGAUGCAUACUUGAAAGCGAAAUCGUUACUACCAAAAGCAAAACCUGGAGAGUCCUACCAAGCGCGAAUAGCACCAAAUCAUUUGAAUGUGUUUGUGAAUUUAGCAAACCUAAUAGCGAAGAAUGCAACUAGGUUAGAGGAGGCCGAUUUGCUUUAUAGACAGGCGAUCAGUAUGCGCGCUGAUUAUACGCAAGCAUAUAUUAAUCGAGGCGACGUCUUAAUUAAACUUAAUCGUACUAAAGAAGCCCAGGAGGUUUAUGAGCGAGCUCUUUUCUACGACAGUAAUAAUCCAGAUAUCUACUAUAAUCUGGGAGUUGUAUUCUUGGAACAAGGAAAAGCAUCCCAAGCUUUGGCAUAUUUGGAUAAAGCGUUAGAAUUUGAUCCGGAACACGAGCAAGCUUUGUUGAAUUCGGCUAUCUUACUUCAAGAAUUGGGACGCGCAGAAUUGCGAAAAGUAGCUAGAGAAAGGCUUUUGAAACUUUUGAGAAAGGAUUCCAAUAACGAGAGGGUACACUUCAAUCUUGGAAUGUUGGCUAUGGAUGACCAUGAUAGCGGUAGCGCGGAACGAUGGUUCCGAAAUGCGGUCGCAUUAAAAGAAGACUUUCGAUCUGCUCUAUUUAAUUUGGCUCUGUUAUUGGCAGACGAGCAACGUCCUCUCGAAGCAGCACCCUUUUUGAACCAGCUAGUCAGAUUCCACCCGGACCACGUGAAAGGAUUAAUUCUUUUAGGCGAUAUCUACAUUAACAAUAUAAAAGACUUGGAUGCUGCCGAGAACUGUUAUCGUCGCAUACUGCAGUUAGAUCCAACAAAUAUCCAAGGCCUACAUAAUUUGUGCGUUGUAAUGGUGGAGCGUGGUAAGUUGGGUUUGGCUGCUCAGUGUUUGGAACGAGCAGCGGGAUUGGCGCCCCAACAGGACUACGUGCACAGACACCUUGCCAUUGUGAAGGCCCGCAUCAAUAGGCUACCUUCGGAACAACGCGACACGGAAGUCUUCGACGAUUCGUUCUGGCAGACCAAUCCGAAGGAAAGAAAUUUUAACAUGGGAGACAUUUCGGCUAGUAAUACUGCUGGUAGCUCAUCUGCCGCAGGAGGUCCGGGGAAUAUCGUUAACGGUGGUAAUCAAUUCUUGGGAAAAACUGAUUCUGUUUUCUCCAAUCACCACAAUCACAUAGGAAAUAAACAAAGUAGCGCGGAUUCGCUAAAUAAUAAUAUAAUACACCUGAAGAGUCCGACGAAACCUGGGAGAGUUUCGUUGAACAACAUGAAAGCAGAUGCGAAGGAAACGUAUAACGACAAGGAUAAAUCCGUGAGCCCGAGUUCAAGUACGAACGACAUGCAGGAACUUCCGUCUGAAAGAGGUUUCAGCGCGGACGCGACGGAAUUGACAAUCGAUCGGGAACGUGCAGGCAAAACAAUUAAUUCCGAGCAAUUUGAUCAAGUCACGCCGAUCUUCCCAGCUGGCGGAAACCAUGUUGAAAGCACACGUCAAACAAAAGACACCGCAUUGUCAUAACAUUGACGUUACGAUCCGCCGAAUAUUGUAUAAAGUUAUAUUCUAUGUAUAACGAAAGAAUAUGGUGGUACAGCCGUAUAGAGCUAAUGUGUGAAUAUAAAAUGAAUACAGAGUAUUGUUUUAUAUGCUGUACGAAUAGAAUGUUUUGUAAAAUAUAUUUAAAAAAUGUGUA